ACAUGUCAGCUGUUCCUCAGCUGAUCGGAAGUGUAACCGAUAGUCGCUUGUUUGAUCAAACCUAUAACGGAAAGCCAUGGCUGAGGCCAUAGCAGAUACGAGAAGGCUGUAUACUAAACCACAGAACCUGAACGAUGCGUAUGGGCCACCGAGUAACUUUCUAGAGAUUGAUGUUUCCAACCCCGAGACGGUUGGCGUCGGUCGGAACAGGUUUACGACAUAUGAGAUCAGACUGAAGACAAACCUCCCCAUCUUCAAGCUGAAGGAGUCGCGUGUCCGGAGGAGAUACAGCGACUUUGAAUGGUUGAGAGGAGAGCUGGAGAGAGAAAGCAAGGUGGUAGUUCCUCCUCUUCCUGGAAAGGCUUUGAUCAGGCAGCUCCCAUUCCGUGGGGAUGAUGGUAUAUUUGAUGACUCUUUUAUCGAAGAACGGCGGCAAGGCCUAGAACAUUUCCUCAACAAAGUGGCUGGUCAUCCAUUGGCCCAAAAUGAGCGCUGCCUGCACAUCUUCCUACAGGAGGAGUCGGUGGAUAAAAACUACACCCCUUCCAAAAUUAGACAAGCCUGAAAUGGUCUGGACUCUACACGCACAAAACACAAAAACAUGGCCCACAAGCAAUAAGAAAUGUUUGAAUCAUUCUUAACUGGAACACAAUCUUAGCAUGAACCAUAGGGGGUCCAAAACAUUUACGAAGUUAUUGAAAACGUUCUUUACAACGUUCUCUCUUUUUGCUCUGAUUUAUAAAUCCAUAAUGUUAAUAUUACCACUUAAAGUCAGAUCAGAAACGUUCUUGUGUAUAUCAUUGUGGUUAACAGUUAUUUAUGGUAGUUUUGUCUCUGAGCACCACUAACUUCAAUUAUUAUAUCCAACGAAACGAACCAAAUAACUAUAUCACAAUUAUGCAAGCACUAUAUCACACACAUUGGCUUCCCUGUGUUAUCGUUACUGCCUAUUUGUGUUGCUUUUAAUGCUGAAGAACAUGUACAGCAGCUCACUGCGCAGGAUGCACUUAUUUGGGAACCUCCUUUAUACGUGGUGGUUGAUCGCGUGCCGUGUGUCCCACUUAGCUGUAGACAAGCCUGUUUUUACUGUGUAAUGGCGGUACACAGAAACAAAGAGAACGUGCUGCCUACAAUGCAUGUUUCCAGAUUUGUAUACUGCUGUGCCAUUGUUUUGUUUAUGAGAAUUUUCCAAUAAAACAGAUCAAAUACA
Messenger RNA from Cyprinus carpio (common carp), 1210 nucleotides. RefSeq names its product sorting nexin-3-like. Gene Ontology annotation, cellular component: early endosome membrane; retromer complex. The record is from RefSeq and is a predicted model, not a curated record. Gene Ontology annotation, molecular function: phosphatidylinositol-3-phosphate binding. Gene Ontology annotation, biological process: late endosome to Golgi transport; endocytic recycling. Lineage: Eukaryota; Metazoa; Chordata; Actinopteri; Cypriniformes; Cyprinidae.